Messenger RNA from Striga hermonthica, 1101 nucleotides. Lineage: Eukaryota; Viridiplantae; Streptophyta; Magnoliopsida; Lamiales; Orobanchaceae. The record is from the annotation of a GenBank genome assembly.
AUGGAAGAAUCGAACGGCUUUGACUGUGGGCCAACGGACUUGCUCUGUGAUGAAGAAACCAAAAGCUUGUGCUUUCUUGAAGACGACGGCGGUGAUUUAGUGGAAACUUCCGAUGACCGGAGCCACUUAACCGACGGCGAUAAGAGCAGCGGCGGAUCAGAAUCCGGGCCGUUGAUUCUUUGGCCGUGCCUGAGCGAAGAUUGCAUCCGUUGGAUGGUGGAGAGAGAAAGUGCCCAUAUGCCCAGGGACGAUUAUCUCAUGAGAUUGAGGACUGGGGAGUUGGAUAUGGGUUUGAGGAGAACAGCUCUUGAUUGGAUGAUUAAGGCUUGUGCCCACCACAAUUUUGGGGAGUUGUGUUUGUAUUUGGCUACAAAUUACUUGGAUCGGUUCCUAUCGGUGUAUAAGCUGCCCGGAGGUAAAACAUGGGUUGUUCAGCUAGCAGCAGUAGCUUGCUUAUCACUAGCAGCGAAAUUUGACGAGGUUAAUGUGCCCCACUCCGUUGAUUUACAGGCUGGGGAGCCAAAGUUCUUGUUCGAAGCGAAAACCAUACAAAGAAUGGAGCUUUUGGUGCUCAACCACUUGAAGUGGAACAUUAAACCUUACACACCAUUCAACUUCAUCGAGUACUUUCACAGAAAGAUGAGUGGCUCUGAUGUUGAAAUCCCAUCAGAGCCGUUGAUCACAAGAUCAAUUCAGAUCAUCCUGAACACAAUUAAAGGUAUUGAUUUCUUGGAGUUCAAACCUUCUGAAAUAGCAGCAGCAGUGGCUUCGUAUGUUUUGGGCGAACAAGCCAUGGACUUUGAUAAGGCUUUGUCUGGUUUUCUCAUAAUAGAGAAGGGAAGAGUCUUGAAGUGUCUCGAACUGAUUCAAGACCUGAUACCAACGAGUGGGACUGCAUAUCCUUCUGAUAGUAGAACUACUAAAGCUAUAAAUUUGGCUAAUGGUUCGAUUUUAUCGUUAUCCAUUUGCGAUAGUCCAAACGGAGUCUUAGACGCGGCUUGUUUGAGCUAUAAAACCGAUGAAAGAAAAAGAGUUCCUUCGGAGGCUAUUCCGAACAAGAAACGGAGGAAAUUGGACGAGAAGACGGAUUUUGGGGGGUGA